AUGGCCAUGGCGGCGACAACAGAUGAACAAAAUGUGGCCUCAUCCAGUCAUGUGGAGAAUAUGGAUCAAAUGAAAAUCGACGCCGAAGAGAACUAUACUGCGGAGCACAGGCAGCAAAUGCAAUUAUUGAAUGCCCGUAUUGUUCGCAAGUGGUCAUGGGUACUCAACUCCUUUUACAUUACAUACACCUGCCUAGAGUGGCUAGUUCUAUGCUGGAAGAUUUUCCCAGCCCACAUCUACGUGACAGUUUUAUGUGUGCUGUGGGGCGUUUGCGCGAUGUGUUCAGGACUUGUCCAUAACAUGGCAGGGUUAGUCGCCUGCCGAGUCGGGCUGGGUAUCCUGGAGGCAGGAUUUGGUGCUGGUGUCCCGUACUACCUGUCGCUAUGCUAUAAGCGUCACGAACUGGGUACACGUGUGUCUAUCCUUCUUGGAUCCAGCCCGAUUGCAAACUGCAUUGCAGGCGCAAUUGCUUAUGGAAUUUCCCAAAUCAACUCCCACAUGGAGCCCUGGAGGUUGAUAUUCUUGAUUGAGGGGUCGCCGUCAGUUGUAAUGGCUCCCUUGGUCUGGUUUCUACUCAUGGAUUCUCCCUCGACGGCAAAGUUCCUCAGCAACGAAGAACGUACGUUCGCAGUAGAACGCAUGGAAACCCGCGACACAACGCGCAAGACCUCACUCUCCAAAGCUCAGCUAUUCGCCGGACUGACAGACUAUAAGAACUACUGCCACGCUUGUCUCCAUUUCUGCUGCAACUAUUCCUUCGCCGGGCUAUCCAACUUCCUUCCGACUAUUGUUCAUGAGAUGGGCUAUGAUUCGGUACAGGCACAAGGCCUUACGGCACCACCUUAUUUCGGGGCGUUUCUAUCCAGCAUACUUGUUGCCUGGCUCUCAGACCGCUACGGCUCGCGCGGCUGGAUGCUGGCCCUAUGUGCCAGUGUUGCGACCGUGGGCUAUGCCCUGUUAGCCACACAGACGGGAACUGCCGUGCGGUACGUAGCCAUCUGGCUGACAAGCUGUGGGAUCUUCCCUGCCUUGGCGAUCAACAUGACCUGGAUGCUUAAUAACAAUGCCGGGGACACGAAGAAGGGAAUUGGGAUGUCAUUGCUGGCUAUUAUCGGGCAAUGUUCUUCAUUCCUCGCCUCCUUUAUGUAUCCCGAUAGCGCUGCACCAUACUUCGUCAAGGGAACGGCUAUUGGCUCUGGCCUCACGGGUAUUAUUGUCCCCGUUGGAUUGGUCCUCCAUUUCUCCUAUGCCGCGGAGAACAGACGUAGAGAUCGGGAGUUCGGGCCUGUGCCACAGGGCGAUGGUCCUAUUGACGUUAGUGCUGUGGGCGAUAAGCAUAACCACUUUCGCCUUUUGACCUGA
Aspergillus nomiae NRRL 13137 is the source of this 1362-nucleotide messenger RNA. RefSeq names its product MFS transporter. Gene Ontology annotation, cellular component: membrane. Gene Ontology annotation, molecular function: transmembrane transporter activity. NCBI's taxonomy places the organism in Eukaryota, Fungi, Ascomycota, Eurotiomycetes, Eurotiales, Aspergillaceae. Bases 1 to 1362 code for a protein of 453 amino acids. The transcript has 5 exons. The record is from RefSeq and is a predicted model, not a curated record. Gene Ontology annotation, biological process: transmembrane transport.